AUGGAUUGGGCGAUCCGCGGCUUCGGAGCUGCGUGGGGCCUGAAAGGCACAGAGGCACUAUGCCGAUUCGUCAAGCUGUGCAGGGCCAGGGACGCGGAUGGGGCGGCCACGGCGGAUUGGUCGCUGGAGCGCGAAGCGCAAGCCUUUGUGGAUUGGGUCAUCAUAGAAGGCGGGCUCUUGCCCAAGGCCUGCCAGAUCUUGGCCGAGAGGCCUGACAUCGUAGAGGAGAAGGUCUAUCGCGAGGCGCUCUCGCGGUGCCAGGUGGAUUGCCAGCCCGUGGCCUUUGAUGAGAUCGGCGCCAUCCUCCGACGCGAGGGCCUCGCAGACCACGUGGCGACUUUGGGCGCUUUGGGGGAAGCGGCCUCUACUGGAAGCAUUGGCCAGGUCCACUUCUGCGGGGACCAUGUCAUCAAGGUGUCCCUGUUGAAGAAGAAGCUGCAGAUGGAGCGCCAGUUUGCCUGGCUCAAGGCGCUGUUGAAGCUCCCCGGUCUUCAGAAGACCAUCUUGGGGGACAUCCAAUAUGUGGCGGGUCCCAUCAAGGAUCAGGUCCUUGCUGAGUUCAACCUCCGCAUCGAGCAGCGGAACCUGCGCCUGGCGCCCUUUGCUUUGGCGCGGGCAAAAGCCCUGCAGGACUGCGGAGCUGUCAGAGUGCCAGAAGCGUCUGAGAAGAGCACGAAACAUGUGAUCAUCAUGAAGCGUGAGCACGGCAUUGUUCUGAAGGACUUCUUGAAUGAGGAGCCCUUGGCACGGAGCCGGGCACAGCUGCAGCGCAUCAUGCGGCUCUGGGGGGCCCAGGUGCUGGGCCUGGGGUGGUUCCACACCGACCCACACCCUGGGAACUUGAUGCUGACCGAGGAGGGGUGCCUGGCGCUGCUGGAUUGGGGCUCUGUGAGCGUGCUGAGCGCUGAGCAACUCCAGGAUCUGCGGGCCCUCUUCGGGUUCCUGGGCCGACGGCCUGCGGACAUGGGCCUGGCGGUGCAAGCGAUGCGGCGCUUGGGGUUCGAGACCAAGAAGGGCACGGACGCCGGGCUGGCGCAGCUCAUCAUCUCCACCUUUGCCAUGGACUUGGUGUACCAGCCCGAGGUCAGGGCUGCCCUGGGCGGCGAGGAGGAGGAUCUGCCAAAGAAGAUCCCCUCAGACAUGGCUCAGCUGAUCAGAGUCAUCGCGACGCUGGAGGGCAUGGCGGCGCGGGUGCAGGCUGGCCGUGUGCUGCCGCUGUGGCUGCCCUUGCUGGAGCAGGAAGCAGACAGCGUGGAAGCUCGGCCACUCAUCGAGGGCGAGGGGAAUUUCCUGCGUGGCGACAGCAAGCCGAGGUCAAGCGUGUGGGCCAUGCCCUCCUUCACCUUGUGGUCCAAGUUGUCCGAGGAGGAGCUGUGGAUGAAGUUCUGCGAGCUGGACGUGGAUCACAGCGGGACCCUGACCAGGCAAGAGGCCUGCCAAGGCCUGUGCAGGCUGGGAAGGUCGGAGGCAGAGGUGCAGAAGGAGCUGAGCCGGUGGCCUUCGGACGUGGACUUUCAGACCUUCAAGCAGUUGGCCAAAGGCAAGGACGCGCGGGCGGCCUUUGACAAGGUGGACGUGGAUGGCUAUGGCCAGCUUCUGGGAAGGGAGGAGAUCGCGGAUGCCUUGCGUGAGAUGGGCAAGAGCCAGAAGCAGAUUGACAGCCUCGUGAGGGCUAUGCCGGAUGGUCAGGAGAUGGACUUUGAGGGCUUUCAGGAGCUUUUGGGAAGGGGUGGCCAAUCCUUCGCAGCAGUGAAGACCGGCCUCUCCAACGUCCUGUCCGCGCUGAAGCUGUCGCCCAAGAUGUCGGAGGAGCAGCUGUUGGCGAAGUUCAAAGAGAUCGACACGGACAAGAGCGGCAAGCUGUCCAAGGAGGAGGUAGAAAUGGCACUGCUUGGCCUUGGCAGGUCACAGAGUGAGAUUGACCAGGAGCUGAGCAGAUGGCCUCUGGAGGAUGGCGUGGAUUUCCCAGCCUUCCGACUGAUGGUGAAGCCGGUCAGAACGAGCUGGAUGAAGCUGGGCCUAAAGGACUCUGAGCUUCGGGACGCCUUCGACCUCAUCGACACCGACCGCUGCGGAAGUCUGCUGGGCCGGGAGGAGGUGGAAGAUGCGCUGAGGCAGCUGGGCAAAAGCGAGAAGCAGAUCCAGCAGCUGGCGGCGCAGCUGGCAGUGGACGAGGUCGUGGGCUUCGAGGCCUUUGCGCGCCUGGCGCGAGGCAGCGAUUCCGCAAAAAGCUUCCGUCGGCCCCGGCUGUCUCUGGCCAAUCCUUUCUCCAGUCCAAAGUUGACGGAGGAGCAGCUACGUGAGAAGUUCCUGGAGAUGGAUGACGGGAGCGGCCUGCUGUCACGGGAGGCUGCUCUGGAGGCGCUGGCCCAGCUACGGGUGCCGCUAAACCGGAUCGAGGAGGCGACGGUGGACUUUGAGACCUUCAAGUCGCUGGCUCGGCCCAGGUCGGCCUGGCAAGAGGCGGGCCGCUCCUUCAGGGAAACCGUGGGGGACUUCUUCGGUAGUUUCUCCGAUGAAGAGCUACGUGACGCGUUCGACAAGAUCGACGCGGACAAAAGCGGCACGCUGGAGAAGCCGGAGCUGGGCGCGGCCUUGCGGGAGAUGGGCCAGAGCGAGGCCCGGAUCGGGCGCCUGCUGAAUGAGAUCGAGGACGAGAAAGCCCUGGCGCCUAGGAUCGAUCGGAGCCUCCCACAUGGGCUUCGGGUUUAG
This is a messenger RNA of Effrenium voratum, 2712 nucleotides long. Lineage: Eukaryota; Dinophyceae; Suessiales; Symbiodiniaceae. The record is from the annotation of a GenBank genome assembly.